AUGGAGUCCAUCUUUACUUCGAAUGACAUUGUGGUAGUCAGCAAGACGUCUUGUCCUUAUUGUAAGGCGGUCAAGGCUUUGCUGACAGAAGAAUUGAACUUGACGCCCAAAAUCUUGGAAGUCAAUGUGGAAGGCCCCGCGGCCCUGGAGUACGCCAAGAGUAUCACUGGAAUCAGUACAGUCCCUCAAGUCUUUGUGGAGAACAAGUUUGUGGGCACUCAUGACGACGUCAUGUCUCUCGAUGCCAAGGGCCAGUUGGAACCGUUGGUAAAAAAAUUCAUGAAGGGACCUCGCAAAGCCAAGACGGCUUCCAGUGGCACUAGUGGAACCCUGCUCUGGUUUCCCCCCAAAGUCAACAAAUCGGCCAUUCGGACCACCGGAGUGUUGAGUUGUGGGAUUGCCUUGACAUCGGCCGUCCUCAUGUACCAAAAUCCACAAGAUCCCACGCCUGGCUAUAUUGCGGCAGGACUCUUUGGAGAUUACACACUCCGCUUCAUGGCCGGAUCCAAAUUCAGUCCAGUGGCUCAACUAGGAGGAAUGCUAGCAUCAUCCAUGGAUGUGAUUUUCCGUCCGGGAGCUCCCAAACAAUUCGCCACGGUCUGUGGAAUGAUGUUUAGUGGCUUGGGAGCGGCCAUGUUUUUGAAUAACAGUGCCGAAAUUGGAUGUGGGUUCAUGAGUGUCCUGGCACUUUGUGCUGGAAUGGAAGGAUUCCUAGACUUUUGUUUGGGCUGCAAAUUCUAUGCCAUUGGAGAAUUCCUCUUUGGGGGAUCUGCAAAAGCUACCAAGACUGCCUAA
Messenger RNA from Seminavis robusta, 795 nucleotides. Lineage: Eukaryota; Bacillariophyta; Bacillariophyceae; Naviculales; Naviculaceae. The record is from the annotation of a GenBank genome assembly.